This is a messenger RNA of Durotheca rogersii, 880 nucleotides long. RefSeq lists its product as uncharacterized. The transcript has a single exon. The record is from RefSeq and is a predicted model, not a curated record. The coding region runs from base 77 to 544 and encodes 155 amino acids. NCBI's taxonomy places the organism in Eukaryota, Fungi, Ascomycota, Sordariomycetes, Xylariales, Xylariaceae.
GGUUAGUACAAUGGCAGCAAUGGGCGGUAGUAACUUAAGUAAUCAAAUAAACCUCAUCCCACCCUGUUAGUGGAGUAUGGUUGUUUUGGAAGGAGCCAAUGGAAUCUUCAGCAAGCCGCGACCCGCUUUGAGCCGGUCUGUAUUGUAUUCUUCUCAGUUGAAGUCAUCGCGUCUUCUCUUCCGCCUCUUCUUCGUCUUCUUCGUCUUCGAGGUGCUACACAACCUGCUGUCUGUCUUCCCCAUGUUCUCCAGGAUCCAGGGGAUAGCUAGGUACGUCAAGACUUUUUUUUUUUCUUCUCUUCUGUCGCCCGCCCGCCGAACCCUUGCAUCCGUCCACCAACGAUCUUCCUCGUCACUGCUUUUUACCGCCGGGCCCAGCCUCAGCAGAGCCGUCGCGUCCAAUCACCCCCUCCAUCUCCGCCCCCCCCUUGCCGACGACGAGCCAAUCUUCUGCCUCAACCAGCCUUUCACGACAGUCGGCGCUACUGCGAGGAACGAAGCUCGUCAACAUCCAUUCUCACUUGUCCCUAAUUGUCCAGGCUAACCCCCCUGCGUCCGCCCAACCACACGUCGCCGUCAGCUUUCUCCUCAGUUGCGCGGGAGAAAUAGCCAAAAGAGCUUGUCUGGUACCUACGUUCGCCGCCUAGCAGCACCCAGUGCCCGAGAGCUUCAGAGGAGCGAAGAUCGAGCCGUCCCCGUGCCCUCGAAGCGACGCUGGCCAACGAAACGUGGUAGCCACUUUUCCAGAGCCAUGCCACUCGACCCAGCGGUAUUGCCUCCUCCCCACCAUCUUCGUCGUGCUCUCUCCCUCUCUCCCUAGGUCCGGUGCCUUGCUGCUGCUGCUGUUGGUAUCGCAGCUGCUACGGCUGCUGCUCCUGGG